AAUUGAAAAUAUUACGUAACUUCAGUACAUACGAAGGGAAGUUGUCACGCAGGUUAUUACGUUUUUGAUAUUAGAUUACGCAACUGGGACAGAGAAACCGAAAAAAUGUCGGGCCACAGUUUAAGCAAGCUGUUGACUAUAGGCUGUAUGGUUUUUGUGUGGGCUGUGAUGAUUGUUGUAAAUGCUUUAGCAACAGUAAAAGUUGGUAGAGACAUAGGUUUAUUCCUCAACACCACUGGUGACAUAUCAGACAAAUAUUACACACAAAUUACACCAGCUGGAUGGACAUUCAGUAUCUGGGGAAUAAUCUACACAUGGCAGGGUAUCUUCAUCGUAUAUGUAUUGACAACCAUUUGUAGAAAGGUCCGUAACCACUAUAUUUACCAGCUGUCGGUACUUCCAGUUGCUGUAUAUGCCAUUUAUAUCGUCAACAACUUGGCCAACAUUGCUUGGAUCGUGAUAUGGGAUAGACAAUAUAUGAUUGCAGGACUCUGUGUCAUUGUCAUCACACCAUUUACAUUAUAUGUGUGUUUGUUUCUUUCGUUUCGACAGCUCUACAGAAACUUGGCUUUCCUGUCUAAAAAUGAUGCUGCCAAAGAAAUAUGGUUUAUCCGAUUUUUUGUCCAGAAUAGUUUUGCUUUUUAUGCAGCCUGGGUAACAGUGGCAUCACUUCUAAAUUUUGUUAUUGUUCUUGUUUAUGAAGCUGAUGUAGAGCAGGAAUUGGCUUGUACCAUUGCACUUGGAAUCCUGUCUUUUGAAAUUGUUCUGUGGUUUAUUCUGGAUAAUUUUGUUCUAGACAAAUAUGUACGUUACACAUUCAGUCCAUACGUAACCUUUUUUGUUGCCUUAAUUGGAUCUUUCGUCAAAAACUAUGAUUUAGAUGCAAGAUAUAGAAUUUCUAUCUUCUUGCUUGUCCUGAUGUGUUCUGCAGGAGUUCUCCUUAUUGUCAAGAUUAUCAGCAUAAUUAUUCGCUACAUUAAAUAUCCCAUCAGGUCAAACUUAGAGUAUGAAGCUACUUUCUAAAAGAAAAUGGGUGACAGAAAUGAAUCCUUACCAACCAGAGUUGCAUUUUUGAUAGCAUAGCAUGAUUUAGGAUAAAAUAUUAAUCGCUUUUGUAUAAGGUGCAAAUGUUGUACAUAUAUAUGUAAUUUUGUAAAAUUAUUUUAUAAUGCCAUGAAUGUACAAUAUUUGUAUUCUGGAUUAUACAUCAACUCAUACACAAAUUUUGUUUUACCUAUUCAGUUUAAAGUUUUCUGGAAAUUUGCUUAAUAUCUUCUCUAGUUAACAAAUUAAGAGAAGAUUAAAAAAAAUAAUUGCUUAGAAAAUUCUUUAAUAUUUAUCAACUAUUAUCAUGAUUAUCCGUAAUUGUAGAGAAAUUUAAAUUUUGUGAUCAGAUGGAAAUUCUAUAAUUUGUAUCCUACAGUACAUGAACAUUGCACUUGCAUGUACAAAUGUAUGGACAUGUAUGUAAAUAACUUUUCAUCACAUUCCUAAGGUUAUCAGACAUUUAACCUGGAAGUAUUUACUCUGAAUUUUAUGAUUUGGAAAAUAAACAACCUUUCCUAAAUACAUGCAAUAAAACAAAGAAUAAACAAAGUAAAAUAUAUUUUUUUCAGAAUCUAUAUAUCCAUACAUUUUUAUACGACCGCUAAAAAUUCUGGGUCGUAUAUUAAAAUAUGACGUUGGCGUCGUCGUUGUCCGAAGAGACAUUGGUUUUAAUAACUUUAGUUUAAGCUGGUUCAAUACCACAAAAGGAAGGUUGGGAUUGAUUUUGGGGGUUAUGGUACCAACAGUUAAGGAAUUGGGGGCCAAAAAUAUUUUUUUUUUUUUUGUGGGGGUAGGGGGGUCAAUUAGCAAUAGCAAAGUGUAUUGCACAAAAGCAAAGAAUUGAAUAUAAAUUCAAAUCAUAUAACCAAUUCUUAGUUCUUUGACUACAGUGAUUCUUGUCAGAAACCUUUUAUGUGUCAAAUAUUUAAUUACAAUCCAAAUUCAGACCUGUAUCAAGCGCGAAUAUUGCUUCCAUUUUUGCCCCAACUGUUCAGGGUUGGACCUCUGCGGUCGUAUCCGGCUGCACUCAGUGAAGCAAUUUAUUAUUUUCUAUGAUACAUUCAUUACUGAACAUGCUGAAGGGAAGUUAUUUUUAUCUUUGCUAGAUGUAUUUAAAGCUGCAAAAUAAACAUGAUCUAUUCUUUUUGUUGUUGUAUGAGAUUCUCUACCUUUAUAGCUUAUUUUUAUGAAGUAUCUUGAAAGAGAAAAGUAAUAGCAUAAAAAGUAUCAGUGAAUUACCGUUGUUGAUUAUCCUGGAACUAUUGUAACCAACUAUUAUAGUUAAAAUUUCCACCAGUAUACUUAUACAGUUAUACAAUAUAUACAUUAUAUACAAACAUUAUUUACAUGCCAAUAUGAUCUGAAUAAUUAGUUUCUCUCUUUAUUGUGAAAAACAUUUUUGAAAGUUUUAUUGAAUUUUUAUGUGUUUGUAUAGUACAUGUACCUUUAUAUCUAGAAACAGUCAUGACAGUAAAAAAGAAUACUCUUAAUGAAAGACUUAUGUUUAUUUUUGUUUAUGGAAUUUAUUCAAUAUUAACUUUGGUGCUGAAAGUAUACUUUUGGUGCUUAUUUUACAACAAUAAUAUUUAUUGUUUGUCUAAUAUGUACAUAGUUAAUUUUUUAAAGUACAGUAUACAAAAGAUGACUCGUGUAAAAAUCCCUUUUGCUGGUUUUGAGAUAUGUCACUGUAAAAUAAGAGGAUAAAGGUAGUGGUGUUUAUAUACCUAUGAGAAUAAAUUAUAUCAAUAUAAAGUGAUAACAUUCUGAUUUAUAACUUCCUUGAUAUGGAAUAUACAAAAAACUGUGUUCUAGUAGGCACAAACUAGAGGUGUGCAGCUCCCAUCUGCCCGUUCUGUGAUUUCCUCAACCCUAAUAGUCUUUUCCUAUGCAUUUUUUUUCUGAAGGAAAAUAAAUACUUUUCAAUUGAAAAAAAAAAUCAUUUCGACAGCUGGUAAAGACUUCAUAAAUCAAGCAAAAUUACAUUAAUGAAUUAAAUUAUUUCAGUUUAUAUCUAUAAACUUGAUCAAGUUUUCCUUUAACCGACAAGUGUCCAUGUGAAAACUAUGCCCCUCUGCCCUUAGGACCUAGCUAGAACACUAGAGAAGAUAUUUAUCAGGACAUUUAACCCAUUAUUCCUAUCUUACUUUAUAUCUCUGUAAGAAAUUAAUAUAUAGAGUAAUUUUUGAAUGCACCAUCCUAUGUGUACUGUAUUUAGUCAACUUUUGCUUGAAAUGAACUGUAACUGUUUGCUAUAAUUGAUAUUACCAUUUUAUAUGUGAUACAUGUACUGUCUUUGUUUUUGUUAAAUCCAACAUUACAUGUAUGUGGGCAUUAUAUACACAACUAGAACCUUUUGAUACUAUUGUAUUUCAAAAAGAUAUUAAAGUCAGACCAGUGGCUAUGAAUCUCAAUAGACGUUUUUUGUAAGGUCGAUUCUGAUGGGACAAAAUGUUACCUGCCAAUUAUAUUUUUUAUACAACUAAAGAUGAAUAGUGUAAACCAACUAAUUUUUGUGAGCGAUUUAUUUCCACAAGCAUAAAAAUUAAAAUAAAUAUAAAUCAUCAUGAAUAAGCAAACUUUAGAUAUUCUCUUUUGUAAGAAGAUCAAGAAAAUUAGAAUAUCAUGAGAAAAAAAAUCUCAGUGAAGUUGGCUAGGAACGGCUGAACACAAAAUAAAGUAUCUUCAAAAAUUUGUUGGUUUACAGUAAUAUGUUUAUUUAUGACUGGGCAUUUUUUACAUGAUAAAAUAGCCUUAUACAUGUUAUAUGUACAUAAAGUUUUAUAUGAUUUACAUGAAUAUUCAGAUAAUAAACUUCUACAAAGUU
Messenger RNA from Mytilus californianus (California mussel), 3871 nucleotides. RefSeq lists its product as uncharacterized. Lineage: Eukaryota; Metazoa; Mollusca; Bivalvia; Mytilida; Mytilidae. The record is from RefSeq and is a predicted model, not a curated record. The transcript is spliced from 3 exons. The coding region runs from base 106 to 1023 and encodes 305 amino acids.